Molecule: messenger RNA, 2211 nt
Organism: Limanda limanda (common dab)
Lineage: Eukaryota; Metazoa; Chordata; Actinopteri; Pleuronectiformes; Pleuronectidae
Exons: 13
Coding region: 1-2211 (736 amino acids)
Source: RefSeq, a predicted model, not a curated record
AUGGUCGGGGACAACAACUGCCAGGGGUUUUUCGUGGUUACCCUCUCAUAUCACCGAAAUCAGGUACACAGGAACCAGCAGUGUAGUAACCUUGGCAGCUGGGCAGGCAAAUCAAAGAAUCCAGCCAAAGCGGCAGCUAAAUACGGUCAGUCUGGCCUUGGAGGAGGAGGACCAGGUGGAGGAGUUACAGUUGGCCUCGGCACAGGACUGGGACCUGGCUCAGGCAUCGGGACAGGUGGAGCAGGUGGGGGCUAUGGAUUCGGUCCUGGCGGCGCAGGCACUGGUGCAGCUGGAGGCCUUGGAGGCAGAGGACCAGGAGGAGGAGUUGGCCCCAGCACAGGAGCAGGACCUGGCUCUGGGGUCAGUUAUGGACCAGGUGGAGUCGGACAAGGUGGAAUCGGACCUGGUGGUGCUGGUACUGGUUACGGACCAGGUGGAGUAGGACCUGGCGGUGCAGGUACCGGUUAUGGACCAGGUGGAGGUGGACAAGGUGGAAUCGGACCUGGUGGUGCUGGUACUGGCCCUGGAGGAGCUGGUUAUGGGCCCGGUAGAACUGGGUUUGGACCAGGUGGUGCUGGAGCUGGAUUAGGAGGAGCCGGAACUGGACCUGGAGGAUAUGACGCCGAUGCCAAAGCUCGUAAAUAUGGAAUGUUAAGUGGAGCACUGGGAGGAACAGGAGCUGGUGGAGUCAGGCCUGGUGGUGCUGGUACUGGUUACGGACCAGGUGGAGUCGGACCUGGCGGUGCAGGUACCGGUUAUGGACCAGGAGGAGUCGGACAAGGUGGAAUUGGACCUGGUACAGGUUAUGGACCAGGAGGAGUCGGACAAGGUGGAAUCGGACCUGGUGGUGCUGGUACUGGUUACGGACCAGGUGGAGUAGGACCUGGCGGUGCAGGUACCGGUUAUGGACCAGGUGGAGUCGGACAAGGUGGAAUCGGACCUGGUGGUGCUGGUACUGGCCCUGGAGGAGCUGGUUAUGGGCCCGGUAGAACUGGGUUUGGACCAGGUGGUGCUGGAGCUGGAUUAGGAGGAGCUGGAACCGGACCUGGAGGAUAUGACGCCGAUGCCAAAGCUCGUAAAUAUGGAAUGUUAAGUGGAGCACUGGGAGGAACAGGAGCUGGUGGAGUCAGGCCUGGUGGUGCUGGUACUGGUUAUGGACCAGGUGGAGUAGGACCUGGCGGUGCAGGUACCGGUUAUGGACCAGGUGGAGUAGGACCUGGUGGUGCAGGUACCGGUUAUGGACCAGGUGGAGUCGGACAAGGAGGAAUCGGACCUGGUGGUGCUGGUACUGGUUACGGACCAGGUGGAGUAGGACCUGGCAGUGCAGGUACCGGUUAUGGACCAGGUGGAGUCGGACAAGGUGGAAUCGGACCUGGUGGUGCUGGUACUGGUUACGGACCAGGUGGAGUAGGACCUGGCGGUGCAGGUACCGGUUAUGGACCAGGUGGAGUCGGACAAGGUGGUAUCGGACCUGGUGGUGCUGGUACUGGUUACGGACCAGGUGGAGUAGGACCUGGCGGUGCAGGUACUGGUUACGGACCAGGUGGAGUAGGACCUGGCGGUGCAGGUACCGGUUAUGGACCAGGUGGAGUCGGACAAGGUGGAAUCGGACCAGGUGGUGCUGGUACUGGCCCUGGAGGAACUGGUUAUGGGCCCGGUAGAACUGGGUUUGGACCAGGUGGUGCUGGAGCUGGAUUAGGAGGAGCCGGAACCGGACCUGGACCUGGAGGGUAUGACGCCGAUGCCAAAGCUCGUAAAUAUGGAAUGUUAAGUGGAGCACUGGGAGGAACAGGAGCUGGUGGAGUCAGGCCUGGUGGUGCUGGUACUGGUUACGGACCAGGUGGAGUAGGACCUGGCGGUGCAGGUACCGGUUAUGGACCAGGUGGAGUCGGACAAGGUGGAAUCGGACCUGGUGGUGCUGGUACUGGUUACGGACCAGGUGGAGUGGAGUCGGACAAGGUGGCAUUGGACCUGGUGGUGCUGGUACUGGUUAUGGACCUGGGGUUGGAGUCAGCCCAGGUGGUGCUGGCGCUGGUUAUGGACCUGGCGGUGCAGGUACGGGAUAUGGACCUGGCGGAGCAGGUACCGGAUAUGGACCUGGUGGUGCUGGCUAUGGACCUGGAGGUUAUGCUGGUGCCAAAGCUCGGAAAUAUGGUCUGCCAGGAGGUGGUGGAGGACUUGGAGUUGGGCCUGGUUCUGGGCUCGGAGUAG